AUGCCCAUCUAUGUCAAGUUUCUGAAGGAUGUGGUCUCCAACAAGAGGAGAUGGAUGGAGUAUGAGACGAUGAAUCUGACUGAAAGCUGCAGCGCCAUUAUUCAGAAGAAGCUGCCAGCUAAACUGAAGGAUCCAAAAAGUUUUACCAUCUCUUGCAUAGUAGGAGAUUUUCAAGAAGGGAGAUCUCUAUGUGAUCUAGGGGCGAGCAUCAAUUUGAUGUCUUAUUCGUUCUUCCAGAAAUGGAAGAUUGGAAUGCUCAGGCCCACUACAAUAUCACUGCAGAUGGCUGACAGAACAAUGUCGUACCCUAAGGGAAUUGUGGAGGACAUACUUGUCAAAGUCGGGGAAUUAUUUUUCCAGCCGACUUUGUAG
Molecule: messenger RNA, 372 nt
Organism: Salvia splendens (bonfire salvia)
Lineage: Eukaryota; Viridiplantae; Streptophyta; Magnoliopsida; Lamiales; Lamiaceae
Exons: 1
Coding region: 1-372 (123 amino acids)
Source: RefSeq, a predicted model, not a curated record